This is a messenger RNA of Aspergillus terreus NIH2624, 1440 nucleotides long. Its product is annotated as putative choline transport protein Ctr. Gene Ontology annotation, molecular function: transmembrane transporter activity. The coding region runs from base 1 to 1440 and encodes 479 amino acids. Gene Ontology annotation, cellular component: membrane. Gene Ontology annotation, biological process: transmembrane transport. The record is from RefSeq and is a predicted model, not a curated record. NCBI's taxonomy places the organism in Eukaryota, Fungi, Ascomycota, Eurotiomycetes, Eurotiales, Aspergillaceae. The transcript is spliced from 2 exons.
AUGAGCGACCACGAUCUAGAAAAAACGCCCAGUGUGAGACCGGCGUCUUCGACGGAGAAGGCGUCCGGCGGGGAUGAUGCUGACGCUAUCAGAUUGGCCGAGAUGGGCUACACGCAGGACCUGCAACGUAACUUCAGCGUGCUGUCCCUGAUUGGCAUUGCCUUUUGCAUGUCGAACUCCUGGUUCGGCAUCUCCGCCUCGCUCAUCACGGGAAUCAGCUCCGGCGGCACGGUGCUGAUCGUGUACGGCCUGCUCUGGAUUACCUUCAUUUCGACGUGCGUGGGCUCGUCGCUGUCCGAGCUGGCCAGCGCCAUGCCCAACGCCGGCGGCCAGUAUUUCUGGGCCGACCAGCUCGCCCCGCGCAAGUGGUCGCGCUUUGCCUCGUACCUGACCGGCUGGUUCGGUUACGCGGGGGCCAUCUUCGCCUGCGCCAGCGUGGUGCUCAGUCUCGGCUCCGCGGGCGUCGGCAUGUGGCAGCUGGGCCAUCCUGAAUUUGUCCCGAAGCCGUGGCACACGGUCGUCGCGUACCAGGUCAUCAACUUCUUCUGCUACCUGUUCAACUGCUGGGGCAAGACGCUGCCGGCGGUGGCCAAGGCGACGCUGUACAUCUCGCUGCUGUCGUUCUUGGUGAUCUUGGUGACGGUGCCUGCGUGCGCCAAGACGCACGCCAGCGGCGCCUACGUCUUCGGCCACUUUGUCAACUCGACCGGGUGGAAAUCUGACGGCAUGGCCUUCAUCGUGGGGCUGAUCAACCCGAAUUGGAUCUUCGCCUGCCUCGACUCGGCGACGCAUCUCGCCGAGGAGGUGCCCCAGCCCGAGCGCAACAUCCCCAUCGCCAUCAUGGCCACCGUCGCCAUCGGCGCCGUCACCGCGUGGACCUACUGCGUGUCGAUGUUCUUCAGCCUGCAGGACAUCGACAAGCUGCUGAACACGGCCACCGGCGUGCCCAUCCUCGAGCUCUACUACCAGGCGCUCGACAACGUGCCGGGCGCGAUCGUGCUGGAGACGCUGCUGCUGGUGACGGGCAUGGGGUGCAUGAUUGCCUGCCACACGUGGCAGUCGCGGCUGUGCUGGGCAUUCGCGCGCGACCGCGGCGUGCCGGGGCAUCAGUGGCUGGCCAAGGUUGAUCCGACGCUGGAUGUGCCGCUCGUGGCGCACAGCGUGAGCUCGUUUAUCGUUGGGCUGUUGGGGUUGCUGUAUCUCGGGUCGUCGACGGCGUUCAACAGCAUGGUGACGGCGUGUAUUACCCUGCUGUACAUCUCGUACUCCAUUCCGGUGAUCUGUCUGUGGAUCCGCGGGAGGAACAAUAUUCCCCAUGGGCCGUUCUGGUUGGGUAAAUGGGGUGCGUUUGCUAAUAUCGUCACGCUGGCCUGGACGGUGUUUUGCCUGGUGAUGUAUUCGUUUCCGGCCACGAUGCCGGUGACGACAGGGAGUAAGUAG